UAGUGAGUGAGUAAGAAAGUGAGAGUGUCAGAGAGGGAGAGAAAAAGAGGGACGAACAGAGAUUUGGAGGUAUUUUUCUUGUGCGAUCGGUUUUUGAAUUCGGUGAGAAAAAUCCUUCUGAAUUCGAGAUAGUCACGAUGGAUCGCGAACUGGUCGACAAAUUCAUCGAGGUGACGGGCGAGAGCGAGGCGACUGCUCGACAGUACCUGACGUUGGCUGAUGGAAACGUGGAGAUGGCGAUCAGUUUGAUGUUCGAGGGUGGCAGACCACCGGAGACCGAGAACGCGAAUCCUGAGCCACCUGUGAGAGCUCCAAUACUUCCCACGCGCGAGAUCCUAGUGCCCUCAGAUCCUAUGUGUUCAUUGCCACAGUUGUCGAAUAAUGUGUUUGAUAGAUUCAGAGAUUUUGCGGUAGAAACCCAACGGCAAGAAGAAGAGAUGACUCGCCGAGUAACUGGUGGUGCAAAGCAAUUGUCUCAGAAGAAAUCAAAGCGGUUGGAAGAUCUAUUCCGACCACCAUGUGAUAUUCUCUUUUUGGGCUCCUUCAUGGAAGCACGGGACCAUGCGAAAACUUUAAAUCGUUGGCUGCUUGUCAAUGUUCAGAAUCCACAAGAGUUUAAUCAAAUUAACAGGUAAAUAUUACUAUUUAAACAAAUAUUCUUUAAAAUUUAAUAAAUUUUUUUUGGUGUGAUUCAUAUUCUGAUUUUGAGCUACAUUUGUUACUUUCAGGUUUUAUCUAAUACUUCGGAUGGAAAACGUUAUAUAGACUUUUACAAUGUAAUGGCAUAUCCUUAUCUGGCGAUUGUAGAUCCUAGAACAGGAGAGUGUAUGAAAACUUACAAUAACAUUACUGUUGAUAGCCUGAUCUCUGAUUUAAAUGAUGUACUGAGCACACAUCCAUCUCCAGAAAGUGCUACGUAUGUUUCAUCUGAUUCUAAGGAUUGGAAUAAUUUUCCUACAACACCUCCAAAACGAAAUACUAUAGCUGAUCAGAUAAAAAAUGAUUGUGGACCUAGUAGCAAAACUUCUAGACUUUUAUCAGAAAAAGUCACGUAUUUUGGAAACGAGAAUGUAGCAUCUGACAACAUUACAAGUUCGAGUGUUUCAAAUUUGAAUGCUCCAAGUAGCAGCAAUACUGCUUUUAAUAAAAAGAGGAAAUUGAAUGAAUGUGCGACUAAGCAGCAAAAAGACGAAAAAUUAAAAUCAAAUACAACUAAAUCUGAAACAGGCGACGAACCUUUUCUACGGCUCUGUCUACGAUUGCCUAAUGGUGCAAAGGAAACGUUAUCAAUGUGUGCAACGGAUACCAUAGAAGAGUUUUUGAUUAAAAUGGAGGAAAUGGGUUUUCCAUCAACAGAGCAUUCAUUUUUGGUGCCAUUCCCGAAAACAAAUAUUGGUGCAUUAUCCGCAAAUACUCGUCUGCUAGAUACAAUCUUGUUUCCAACGAACACAGUAUUCAUAUCGAAGAUAUAGUAAUUUUCUCUGAAUAAGUAAUAAUUGCUUCCAUUACAUUUCCUUAGUUACACUUUCUUCAUUAUAUUAUGGUAAUUGAGACAUUCAUUGAAAAUUUUGUCACUGUUGUUUCUACAUUACUAUACGAAAGUAUAGUUUGUAAAAAUUGUAUAGUUAAAACUUUAGAAUUUGAUCUCUGUUCCUUAAAAUUAAUGAAUCAAUUAUUCAUAUCUCGCGUUUAUUUAAGUACGUUUUGAAACGUUCUCAUUUAAAGAUACAUUUUUUUCAUGUAAGGCAAAUGAUAAAGGCACUGCCAUUCGGUGUUCAUGUCAUACAAAAAUGCGUUCAUUAAUCUUUUUAUCUUUAAUUAGGAAUUAAGAUUGUCGCAACUUAUAAGAGAAAAAAGUUGCAUACGUAGUUACUGCCGAAGUAUCGAAUAAUAUUACUUUUUAGUUUUAUUAUUACCAUUUCCGGAAAAUCUUGUAAGUGCCGUCCAUAAUGCAUACAACCAUCACAAUACAUCCUUUUUGGAAUAUUUCGAAGUGGCACAUACAACAAAUUAUUAUAUUCUGGCAGUCAUUUUAUAGCAUUAUUACUCGAUAUAAUGAAACAUUUGAAGCGUUCUUUAUGAAACUUUUAUCAAUGUGAUCCAAGAUACAGGACAAGUAAGAUUCCAUAAUAUAAUAUAUAUCACAGUUAUAAAUGAAAACAUUUAUGUAUAUUACAAUACAAGAUAUAUCAAUGUAUCAUCUUUUCAUUAAGAUAAUCAGUUCAAGUUACAACUGCCGAUAUAGUUAAGAUAGAUGUAGAGCAGGAUAAUUUAAAGAUAUGAAUUAUAAUUGUCAAUAGAAUAUGCUGCAUAAAAGAUUAUGCAUUGAUUACAGGUACACGUCAUGUCAUCUGUAUUUUUACUUAUUUCUUAGUAUACAGUGUCAUAAUUCUGUAAUAUACGUGGUAGAAAGUAUUUCUCCUAUUAAGUAUGUACU
This is a messenger RNA of Acromyrmex echinatior (Panamanian leafcutter ant), 2437 nucleotides long. Its product is annotated as UBX domain-containing protein 7. The record is from RefSeq and is a predicted model, not a curated record. Gene Ontology annotation, cellular component: nucleus. Gene Ontology annotation, molecular function: ubiquitin binding. Gene Ontology annotation, biological process: proteasome-mediated ubiquitin-dependent protein catabolic process. NCBI's taxonomy places the organism in Eukaryota, Metazoa, Arthropoda, Insecta, Hymenoptera, Formicidae.